AUGGAGAUGUUGAGGAUGAAGAGCGAGAAGAAGGCGAUGGAGGCCCGAGUAGACGGUGAUGAAGACGGGCGGCUGGCGGAGGUAGAGCACCACCGAGAGCGGGUCGAUGAAGAAGCGCUUGAGAAUAUGCCCAUGGCCCGGCCUCGGUUUGCUGGCUCCCAGAUAUCGGCGAUGGUGCCGGCCCCCACGGCUUGUGACGGAUGCAGAAGCGCCGCCGCCGAGAAUGCGCAUGACGAGCAGCAUGGAGAUGUUGACGCUUACGGCGCUGAUGAUAGAGAAGAUGAGAAAGAGAGAGAAGGAGAUGAUGUAGAUGGUCCGGCGCCCGAGUGUCUCAGAGAACGAGGACCUGUUGCUGGUCAGAGGGUGGAGGCAGGGCCACACGGGAUCGAGACUACGUACCACCACAGCGGAAAUAUGGACAUGGCCAGCAAAUAG
Molecule: messenger RNA, 435 nt
Organism: Chaetomium globosum CBS 148.51
Lineage: Eukaryota; Fungi; Ascomycota; Sordariomycetes; Sordariales; Chaetomiaceae
Exons: 2
Coding region: 1-435 (144 amino acids)
Source: RefSeq, a predicted model, not a curated record